This is a messenger RNA of Brassica napus (rape), 2016 nucleotides long. Its product is annotated as UDP-glycosyltransferase 73D1. The coding region runs from base 375 to 1889 and encodes 504 amino acids. The record is from RefSeq and is a predicted model, not a curated record. Lineage: Eukaryota; Viridiplantae; Streptophyta; Magnoliopsida; Brassicales; Brassicaceae. The transcript has a single exon. Gene Ontology annotation, molecular function: UDP-glycosyltransferase activity.
UUAAGAAUUUCAAUGGAAAAAACCUCAUUGGAGGUGCUCUAAAAACUUCAAUUACCUCAUAUACUUCUUGAUAACGUGACGUAGCUCACCAUCGUCAUGGUAUAAUGACUAGUUCACUACCGUCAUCUAUCAAAAAUUAAAACAGUGAUGAUGCGUAAUUGGUUCUCUAAGCAGCAGUUUUCUUAUGACUUAUUCAAAGUCAAUAUACAGCUUUUGAAGACUUACCAAUUAAAUAAGAUCUAUCACAAGAUGCAUUCACACAUUUACGUAUAUAAUAUAUAUACAUAUAUAUAUAUACAUAUUACACUUUUGUUGUCUAUCCUCUCUACAUCCCUAUAUGUAUCUUUACUUAUAAGCUUUUGCUAAACCCAAAAAUGGAAAUUAAAAUGGUUUCAAAAGCCAAAAGACUUCACUUUGUUCUGAUCCCUCUCAUGGCUCAAGGGCAUCUGAUUCCCAUGGUUGAUAUCUCCAAGCUUCUUGCGCGACAAGGCAUCAUUGUUACCAUAAUUUCAACACCUCAGAAUGCUUCUAGGUUUGAGAAGACACUUGAUAGGGCGAGAUCGGAGUCAGGUCUCGAGAUCAACGUUGUAAAAUUUCCUUUUGCUUACAAAGAGUUCGGUCUUCCCAAAAAUUGUGAGACUCUUGACACUUUGCCCUCCAAAGACCUCCUACGACAAUUCUAUGACGCUGUGGAUAAACUUCAGGAGCCAUUAGAAAUGUUCCUUGAGGGACAAGAAACCCCUCCAAGUUGCAUAAUCUCCGAUAAAUGCUUUUCUUGGACGUCAACAACUGCUAAAAGGUUCAAAAUCCCGAGGAUUGUGUUCCAUGGAAUGUGUUGUUUCUCUCUUUUGAGUUCGCACAACGUCCAUCUUCAUAGCCCUCACCUCUCGGUUGCUUCAGACUUAGAGCCUUUCUCUAUACCAGGAAUGCCACAUAUGGUCGAGAUAGCUAGAGCUCAGUUACCUGGUGCUUUUCAAAAGUUAGCAAAUAUGGAUGACGUUAGAGAGAAGAUGCGUGAAGCUGAAUCAGAAGCCUUUGGGGUGAUAGUUAAUAGCUUCCAAGAACUGGAGCCUGGCUAUGCAGAGGCUUACGCUGAGGCCAUCAAGAAGAAGGUAUGGUUCGUUGGACCCGUUUCUUUAUGUAACGAUCGUAUGGUGGACUUGUUUGAUAGAGGAAACAACUGUAACAUAGCUAUAAGCGAGACAGAAUGCUUGAAGUUUCUUGAUUCGAUGAGACCAAGGUCAGUAUUAUAUGUUUGUCUAGGUAGCCUCUGUAGGCUAAUACCUAAUCAAUUGAUAGAGCUAGGGUUAGGGUUAGAAGAAUCUGGUAAGCCCUUUAUUUGGGUGGUCAAGACGGAGGAAAAACACAUGAAUGAGAUAAAUGAAUGGAUGAAACGCGAAAUGUUCGAAGAGAGAGUUAGUGGAAGAGGGAUAGUGAUAAAGGGUUGGAGUCCUCAGGCUAUGAUACUUUCACAUGGCUCUACUGGAGGGUUCUUGACGCAUUGCGGUUGGAACUCGACGAUCGAAGGGAUAUGUUUUGGUGUACCAAUGAUCACAUGGCCAUUGUUUGCUGAACAGUUUCUCAAUGAGAAACUUGUUGUGGAGGUAUUAAAGGUUGGGGUUAGGGUUGGGGUGGAGAUCCCGGUGAGAUGGGGAGACGAGGAAAGACUUGGAGUGUUGGUCAAGAAACAUAAUGUUGUGAAAGCUAUAAAGCUUUUGAUGGACGAAGAUUGUCAACAUGCAACUGAAGAUAGUGAAUUCUUGAGACGUAGGACACGUAUUCAAGAAAUUGCAGUAAUGGCGAGAAAGGCUGUGGAACUGAAAGGAUCUUCGAGUAGUAAUGUUUCAUCCUUAAUCCAAGAUGUCUUAGACCAAUUGAGUCUCGAAUAGAACAGUCUAAGUUAUAUAAUAACGAAAGGACAUCUUAAUAUUGUUUAGAACAAGAAAAGUUGCAAUAUUACUACAUGAAAAUGUUCAGAAGUAAGAUAUUUAUUUUCUAACAUAUUUCAGAACUAUU